Molecule: messenger RNA, 2526 nt
Organism: Mixia osmundae IAM 14324
Lineage: Eukaryota; Fungi; Basidiomycota; Mixiomycetes; Mixiales; Mixiaceae
Exons: 3
Coding region: 1-2526 (841 amino acids)
Molecular function (GO): lipid binding
Source: RefSeq, a predicted model, not a curated record
AUGUCUACGGUAGCUAAAGCUGUCAAAGAUGUCAGCGACCACCCCACCAAGAUGGGCGUCACGACGCCCAACAAUCCCAAGGAACAGCAAGCUGAUGUGGAUCGUAAGAUGAAAUUCUACGGUGUCAUCUCUGCUCUUGGCGAAGGCAAAUACCCCUCGAACAAGCAAAUCGACCAGAUCCUGCGAUACACGCUCGAGAACUCGCCAAUUGACCAGUCGAAGCUGUCAUCUGACGGGAAACUGCUCAUCAACGAUACCCAAAAGAUCAUCGACACUCUGCGCAAGAUGGUAGUCGAUAAGAACGAGGACGAGCUUUUCCAAUCGUUCCUCUACAAUACUCGCAAGGUUGACACUGAGCACGUCAAGGGCAAGCUCAGCGAAGUCGGACCAAAUGCCAGCAAGGAAGACGCCCAGUCUGACGCCGAUCAGGCGGCAGAACACCUUCGCACGCUUGGAAAGCUCAUCUGGACCAAUAGCGAAUUCAGAAAGAUCAUGACCGAUCUCUCCUUCUUGGCGCGCGACGUUGCCGCCGAUGCCGCCGCUCAUGGCGCUGACAUGGCUGCCCAAGCUGCGGAUAAGGCUCGCCCUGCCGAGCAUGAACUCAAUCAAGUCGAUCAGACUGCACCUGACAACCAAUGGGUCGGUCCUGACGGUCAGACUCGCUCACACAACGAGCCCGUGCCCGAUACCGGGUUGCAAGGCAAGAAAGAAGAGCUGCAAGCAAGACGCGAUCAGGCUGUCAACAAGAAAGACGAGCUCAAGAACGCUGCUUCUGAUCAGGCCAGCCAGGCUCAGAACGCUGCCGGCGAACAUGCCAAUAGAGUCCAAAAUGCCACUCAGAACGCACCUGGUCCGAAUGACCCUGUCAACGAUCCCAACGGCCCCACGGACGCUCAGAAGCAAGCCGGUCAAAAUGCAGCUGCUGACUCUGCGCAAGACGCAAAGAACACCGCUGCCCAGAAGAAAGACCAGCUCAUGGCAAAGAUUCCCCAGGAACACAAGGACAAGGCAAACGAGCAGAUCGGCAAGGCGAAGGACUACGCGAACGAGAAGUUCGAUCCGGAGCGUCGCGAACGGUUCAUCUAUCGCCUCAAGAAAGUCGUGGUCGAGCAGCAGCGACACAAGGAUUACCAGACCGCCGUUGACUUUUUCCUUGACCGUGCAGAGACCUACCAUGGCCAUGCCAAAGACGUUACCAAACAGUCAAAUAGCAAGUCAGGCGCGCUGACAGGCGACAGCAACUUCCAGACUGCCACUGACAACCUGCGCACUUUGCUCGAGCGCUUCGCCAACGGUCAGAGCAUGCAGCCCAUCUUUGAUGCAGUCGACCAGCUCUAUUCUGACGCUCAGAACGAUGAGAGACUGAAGCGAUGGUUCGGCGAGCUCGAUACGUAUAUCCGCAAUGUGCUCACCGAGCCCGGCUACAUUAUGGAAGAGACCUGCGACCAGGAAGGCGCUCGCCUUCGAGACACCGGCAGGGAGUUCUGGGAGGGCAAAUAUGCUGGCCACAAGGACAACUUUUUCAACCAAGUCCAGAGAUUCUUCACAGCCUACGCUGAUGAUGAUCUCAACAACGAACUGGGCGAUCACGUCAAGAAGCUGACGCGUGAUCUCUUCCUCAACGGCGAAGGUGAUCUCACCUUUAAGACUCAGCUCUGGAACGACAUCCGUGGCGUCAUCCUGCCCGAGCUCGUCAAGAAGGUCGGCUAUGUCCCUAUCCCCAGAAUCGAAUAUUACGAUAGCGCCCUCGAACUCGUCAUCGAGAAUCUCACUCUCGAGGCUUCUAACCUGCUGCCAAAUUCGAUCCUCAUCGAGGCCCACAAUCAUUUCAAGCUAUCAGCCUACUCUGCCAUCCCGAACAGAAACAAGCAUGAGAUUGCCAUCUCCUUCGAUCAGCUUCAGUCAGAUCUGCGCGAUGUCGGCUUCUACUUCAAGAAGAAGCAGGGCUUCCCCAAGAUCAGCGAUUCCGGCGUAGCAGAUGUCUUUAUCGGCGGAAAGGGCAUCUCCGGCAAGAUUGCCAUCAGCUCAUCUGAUCGCAAAGGCCAUGUCUUCAAGACUGACAGCGUAAAGAUCAAGAUUGACACGCUCAAGUUUGCUAUUCGAGACUCGAAGCAUUCGAUCCUGUAUGCUACGCUGCGACCGCUCGCAAGCACUUUGAUUAAGAAGCAAGUUGCCAAGGCGAUCGAAGGCGCCAUCCGCUCGGGUCUUGAGCAGCUCGAUGCUCAGCUUGUCGACAUCAGAGACCGAGUCGAUAGCCAGACUCGCAGCGGCGCUUCCAAGACUGAUGCUUACAAGAACGCCUUCACCGAGAAGAAGGAGGCUGGCAAGCGCGAAGCCGAACAGAAGAAGCGCGAAGCCGAAGAGAAGAGCAAGGAUGCGCACUUUGCCAUCGUCAUGAAGAAGGAGGACCAGCACGUCAAUUACGUUUCGCCCGUCUCGAUCACUGAGAAGCAAGCGCACGUACAAUCCAAGGUCAAUGCGUCGCAGAGCCACGGCUGGAAGUCGCCCGCCUUCGACAUCAUCUAA